Molecule: messenger RNA, 2520 nt
Organism: Aspergillus puulaauensis
Lineage: Eukaryota; Fungi; Ascomycota; Eurotiomycetes; Eurotiales; Aspergillaceae
Gene: RIM13
Product: calpain-like protease PalBory
Exons: 5
Coding region: 1-2520 (839 amino acids)
Biological process (GO): proteolysis
Molecular function (GO): calcium-dependent cysteine-type endopeptidase activity
Source: RefSeq, a predicted model, not a curated record
AUGUCCAGGCCUAAUGCAGCAACGCAGCAAUCCUUGGUUACCCGAGCACUGAAAGCUGAACAGGAUGUCUCCGACGCAUCGUCUCAGCCUCAGGCUCUGGAGGCUGCUAUAGAUGCCGCGGAACACUACAUGAAGGCUUUGACCUUGACAACAGCUCCCAAAGAUAGGAAUUUGUUGGAUGCAAAAUGCAAGGAAUGGCUUACACGUGCAGAGAAGAUCAAAGAGGCUGAAGACUGGCGAUCCGCCGCUCGAUUUCGGGAUAAACGCUCUGUGGCUCGUACUCCUUUCUCGACGCGGAAUCUCACAACUCGCGAGGAAAUCAUCCUCUUAGAGGGCGCAAAGUUGAAUGGCUUCAUAUUCCCUCCGUGGAAGGUUCAAUAUCCCUUUGUCUGCUACGAUAAACCUGAACUUCAUUUGUCUUAUUUACAGAGAGACAUAUUCGCUGGUUGGAAACGGCCGCUUGAGUUGCUCUCGGAGCAAGUAGAUGCCGAGGAAACGCAGCUUGCUCCAGUGAUGUUUGUUACUGGCAAGACAGACCUAGUGCAGGACCUCUUGACAGAUUGCUCUGUAGUGGCUAGUCUCUGUGCGACCACGUCGAGGUCGGAACGCGGCCUUGAUGAGGACCUGCUUCCCGUCGUAUAUCCCUGCAUAUACAAUCCAACGAAGCGUUUUCUUUCGCCCUCCGGCAAGUAUAUAUUCCGCUUCUACUUCAACGGGUGUUUUCGCAAGGUGAUUAUCGAUGACCGUUUACCUUCGUCGAAAACCUCACGCUCUCUGUACGUGAUAGAUCGGAAUCACGGUAACUUUCUAUGGCCUGCUUUAGUCGAAAAGGCAUACUUGAAACUCCGUGGAGGUUAUGAUUUUCCUGGAAGUAAUUCUGGGACAGACCUCUGGGUGCUGACGGGCUGGAUUCCCGAGCAAGUCUUCCUCCACAACGAUGAAGUGACUGCCGACCAGAUUUGGUCCAGCCUUUUCAAAUCGUUUCACAAAGGGGAUGUCCUGUUGACGAUCGGAACUGGGAAGCUCACAGAGAGGGAGCAGAAAGAGCUGGGCCUUGUCAGUGAGCACGAUUAUGCUAUACUGGAUAUGAAGGAAUCUAAAGGGCGCCGCCAAAUACUUGUCAAGAACCCUUGGGCUGGGGCUGACACUGUAUAUCCAGCACUCUUCGCGGAACCUGAGCCAGCUAAUAACUUAGCUUCUCUCUCCCCUGGCUCGUUUUGGAUGGAUUGUGAAAAAGUUCUCCAAAACUUCGAGAACUUAUAUUUGAACUGGAACCCAGAGCUGUUUGCGUACCAGGAGGAUAUCCACUUUACAUGGGAUUUAUCGAGCGGCAAGGGAAUGGCCGGGUGUUUUGUCAAGAACCCACAAUUUGCUGUUUCUACUGAGCGUGGUGGUACUGUCUGGUUACUCCUAGGGAGACAUUUCAGAACGAUUGAAUCGCAUGCCUCAGAUGAGGACGACGAAGACCCAUUCGGAUUCAUAAGCAUAUAUGCAUUUAAAGGAGGCAAAAGAGUAUCACUCAGUGAUGGCGCGCUUCAUCGAGGCCCAUACGUCGACUCGCCGAACACUCUCAUGAGACUGGAUAUUCCUCCGGGAACAACCUAUACCGCUGUUGUAUCCGAAGAGUCAUUGCCUCCCAUAAGCCAAAACUUUACACUUUCUGCAUUCUCCAAGUCACCUGUGCAAAUAUCACACGCGCCCAACAAAUACAUGUGUGUGACCAAAAUUCAAAGCUCCUGGACACCGUCUACAGCUGGAGGAAAUGCAGAGUCGGCACGAUAUUCCCUGAACCCGCAGUUUAACAUAGAGCUCAUAGAUCCUACGGAUGUAUCAAUCGUGCUGGAGCCAUCAGACCCAGAGCAUGCUACCCACGUUAAGUUGUUUUGGUCAGACGGAAAACGCAUAGCUCGAGUUCGAAGUCGCGAUAUCGUUGCAGAUAGUGGUGAUUAUCGCCGCGGCGGCUCGCUAGCUGAAAAGAAGGGCCUGGACCCUGGAAAGUAUACAAUUGUCGCAUCUACUUUUGCUCCCGACCAACUUGGACCCUUCACAGUUUGGGUUUCGACGAACAUACCAUGCGAAGUGAGACAACUUCCUCCGGAAGCUGCUGGGCGCCGGGCGGUGUUGUCUGACAUCGGAAUUCUCCUACCGGGCCAGGACAGAAUGCUCGUGCCCUUGCAAACUCCUCGGCUGACUCGCAUCAAACUGAUUGCGAGGAGCAGGCAGUCCACAAUUGGGAACCGAGCUGUUGGCCCAUCGCCCGUGCUGAUGACCGUUGAGCUUGGCCAGGGCCCGUACAAGGAGAUCCUCGCCACAUCAGAGGAUGGAGACCAUAGCGACUCUAUAGCCGGAGUACGCGUGGAGGACUUUGAUCUACAGCCUGGUUUAGAGGAGAGAGGCGGGGUGUGGAUUGUCCUUGAGAGAAUCGGGGGACCCGGGGGCCAGGUGGAAGACCACUUUGAGGUGGAAGCGCUGGGGGAGGAGAGGGUAGAACUCGGAGAAUGGAUAGUUGAAGAUGCAUGA